CGCACCUCUCCUUCGCCGCGCCGCCUCCGUCGACGGCGCCUCCCGGAGCAGCCAUUCGUCCGUUCAACAUCCGCGCUGACCUGAUCCGCGUCCCGACGGAGAGCAACAGCCCCAGCGGCGGCAUGGCUGGGGGCGAGAGAGUGCCGCCGCCGCCAGCACAGGCCGCCACCAGGCCGGCCGAGACGCCUCCCAGCACCGGAAAACCCGCUGAGGUGUCCGCUCAGGGAGCGGCGAAAUCGGGCGGCAAAUCGACAGAGCAGUCGGCACAGGGCUCCGGCAAGUCCGGUAAGGGCAGUGAACCGCCAGCGCCGGCCUCCGGGAAGACGAGCGGCAAGUCCGAGCAGCCGACGCAGGGAUCCGGCAAGUCCGGUAAGGGCAGUGAACAGACCUCGCACGGCUCGGGAAAGUCAACUGGAAAGUCCGGCGACCACCCUUCACAAGGCUCUGGCAAGCCCAAUGGCAAGACCACCGAGUCAGCCAACAGCUCGGGAAAAUCGGGCAGCAAGUCGCUGGACCAGUCGGGUCCACCGAACUCCAGCAAGUCCAACUCCAAGUCCUCUGAACCUAGCUCCGGCAAAGCAAACGGUGGCAAGGCCGGGGACCAGCCGUCUCCGAAGCCGCCCGACAAGGCGUCGGCGAGCUCGGGCGACUCGAAGCGGCUCUCCUCGGACCGCCCUCCGGAGAGCCCGGGCCGCAGUCCGCGCCGCACCAAGAAGAGCCCGACACGCGGCAGAGACGCCGUCUCACUCGACACCGGUGACGAGCGGAAAAACGGUAAAAAGGCGCGCAAAGUGAGCGCUGUCAAAGGUUCCUCGGCAGACAGCGAACCACCGCCGGCGGCCGCGCCGGCCAGCGCGGGGUCCGGGGAACAGCAGGCUGUGGCCGGCCCGGAAGAGGACGAGGGGGUGCAGAAAGUGCGCGCCCUGGGCCGCCGUACCCUGGCGCUCUGUCAGAGGUCAGACUGGGUGGCCGUCGAGCAGAGUCUGAAGAGCGUCGAGCGGGCCGCGCAGGAGGCCAACAUCGACAACCCGCUGGCCGACAUCGCUGAUGAGAAUGGCUACACGCCACUCAUGUACGCGGCGAAGGACAACCGCGUCAUGGUGGUGGACAAACUCAUCGAGCUCGGCUGCAACGUCAAUCACAUGAGCGAGGAUGGCUUCUCGAUCCUACACUUUGCCGUGCUGCACGCUCGGGAAGAUAUGGUGAAGACGCUGCUGAACAGGAGGGCAGACGUUAACGCCCUCACAGGGCCGAAGAAGAUGACCUGCGUGCACCUGGUGUGUACGCGCACGGCCGGCUUGGCGGUCAACAUCCUCCGGCUGCUGCUACAGACGACGACACGCGACGUCCGCCUCGUCAAGGACGUGAGUUUUGCAACAGAAACGUACACGUUGACGGCACCCAUUCAAGACAAGUUUUUCCACCCAGGCAGCUCCACGCUAAACCAGCGGACACUGCUAAAGGCCCUGCUUGACAAAGACUCGGACGGCAACAUUCCGCUGUUUCUGGCCAUCGAGGCGGGCUCGCAGCACCUCUGCCGCGAGCUGCUCAACUAUCAACCCGAACUGCAGGUGAAGGUGCGGAAGAGCAACAAGGACUCGGUGCUGCACCUGGCCGUGCGGCGGAGAGACAUUGACCUGGCGCGUCUGUUUGUCGACUAUGGAGUCCAAGUGGAUGCCCAGAACAAAGACGGCCAGACUGCUCUUCACAUCGCGGCGGCCGAGGGAGACGAUAUCAUGGUCAAGUUCUUCUACAGCAUCCACGCCAACCCCAACAUCGCCGACCAUUUGGACCGCACGCCGCUACACAUUGCCGCCGAGCGCGGCCACGCCCUGGUGGUGGAGAUCCUUGCCGACAAGUUCAAGGCGUCCGUCAUGGACAGGACCAAGGACGGCAGCACCCUGAUGCACAUCGCCUCCCUCAACGGCCACCCGGAGGCCGUCAUGGCCUUCCUCAGGAAGGGCGUGCCGCUGCAUAUGCCCAACAAGGCGGGUGCCCGCGCCAUCCACACGGCCGCCCUGACCGGUCACGCGGGAGUCAUCAACGCGCUCAUACAGAAGGGAGAGAGCGUCGAUGUCGCCACAAGGGACAACUACACAGCCCUACAUCUGGCCGUGCAGGCGGGGAAAGCCGCCGUGGUGGAGACGCUGCUGGGUCAUGGAGCUCAGGUGGAGAUCAGAGGCGGAGCGCUGCGGGAGACGCCGCUCCACAUCGCUGCCAGGGUUCAGGACGGAGACAAGUGUGCCGAGAUGCUGCUGAAGUCGGGCGCCAGCGUCCAGCUCACCAUGGAGAACGGUCAAACACCUCUGCACGUGGCGGCCCAGUGUGGUCACCUGAAGACCUGUCAGCUGCUGCUGGAGGACGGAGCCGACCCCAUGGCACAGUCCAACAACGGCGAGAACCCGCUGCAUCUGGCCUGCCAGAAUAGCAACUACCAGGUGAUCAGUCUGCUGCGAGACUUUGUCGCCAAGCAGUCCAGCUCGGAAUCCGAGGGCGCGGCGCGACUCAAGAGGCUGAUGAACAUCCGCAACGAGCUGGGUGAGACGGCCGUCCACUACGCCAGCAGGGUCACCCGAGACAGGCUGCACUACCCGCAGGAGGACAAGGACAUCAUCAAACUGCUCUGCGUCAAUGGCGGGUCGCUGGACCUGCUCACCACAAAGGCCAAGGAGACACCGUUUCAUUACGUAGCUCGGCACGGAAAUAAUGCUAUUCUGGAACAGAUGCUGAUUCACCUCAAGGAUGAGGUACCGAACGUCCAAGUAGUGUUGAACCGUCAAAACAGCGGUGGCGCGUCCUGCCUGAUGGUAGCCUCUCAGCAGGGCCAUCUCGAGGUCACCAAAAACCUGCUCCAGCACAACGUCCGAGUGGACGUAUUCGACAGCGACGGUAAGGCAGCGCUCCAUUUAGCCGCUGAGCAGGGCCACUUGGAGGUCUGUAACGCCCUCCUGGCGCACAAGGCCUUCGUCAACUCGCGCUCAAAGAUCGGCCUGACGGCUCUGCACCUGGCUGCCAUGCGCGGCUACAAGGAGCUCGUGCAGACACUCAUUCAGAAACACAACGCCGCUGUUGACGUCAACACGCUGACGAAGAACACGCCCCUCCACUUGGCCGCUGAGGCCGGUCAGAUAGAGGUGUGCAGCGCGCUGAUCCAGAUCCGUAGCGACGCCAACGCGACCAACGACAGCGGCCAGAAGCCGAUCCACCUGGCGGCGCAGAACAACCACUCCGAGGUGGUGAAGCUGUUCCUCAAACACUUCCCGGAGCUCGUCACCACCGCCGACCGGGACGGCAACACGUGCGCCCACAUCGCCGCCAUGAAGGGCUCCGUGGAUGUCAUCCGGGAGCUGAUGAAGUUCAACAAGCAGAUGGUGACGUCGUGCCACAACAAGACGUCCGAGUCGACGCCGCUGCACAUGGCGGCAGAGGGCGGACACGCUGAGGUCGUGCGGGUGCUGAUCGAGGCCGGCGCCAGCCCCACAGAGGAGACCAGGUACGGAUUCACACCGGUGCAUCUGGCGGCGCGGGCCGGUCACAACGGCGUGCUCGCCCAGCUGCGCUCCCAGCACUCGUCAAUGCGCAUCACCAGCCGCAAGAACGGUCUCAGCGCGCUGCACGUGGCUGCCUUCUAUGGCGAGGCUGACAUCGUCCGAGAGCUGCUCCAGCACGUCCCUGCCACGCUGAAGUCGGAGACACCGACUGCGGCCACCUCCUCGUUCAUCCGCGAGCUGGGCUCCGAGUCCGGCCUGACCCCGCUGCACAUGGCCGCUUACAGCGGCAAAGAGAACAUCGUGCGCCUGCUGAUGAACUCGCCUGGCGUUCAGGUGGACGCCACCACAAACCUCAACGCGUACAUCCCUCUGCACCUGGCGUGUGUGGGCGGUCACACGGCCGUGGCUGGCCUGCUGCUCAGCCGCUCCACCGACCAGCUGCACUGCAAGGACCGGCGCGGCCGCACCGGUCUCCACAUCGCCUCCAUGAACGGACACCUGGCCAUGGUGUCACAGCUGCUCGGCCAGGGAGCCGACAUCAACGCGGCAGACAGGGACGGUCUGACAGCGCUUCACUACAGCAGCAAGAACGGCCACCUGGACGUGGUCAAACAACUGAUCGAGAGCGGCGCAUCUCCCAAGUUCGAGACGACCAACGCCAAGACGGCCAUCUGCUUCGCGGUCAGCAACGAGCACUUUGAUGUGAUCGAGUACCUGCUGAGAAAAGAUCACGAUUCGUAUGCUCUGCUGAGCGACAAGAAGUUUGUCAGUGACCUGACCAUGGUGAGCAAAAAGUACGACAACAAGCCUCUUCAGGACUUCAUCCUGCUCUCCCCUGCGCCAGUUGACGUGGCAUCGAAACUGUCCUACAUUCUCUACCAUCUCUCCAUAAAGGAGAAAGAGAAGACCAAGGACCUGCUGGCGGCGUCCCACUACUGCGAGGUGAUGGCGACAGAGAUCCUGUCGCUGGCAGCCGGCUCCAAGUCUGCGGGAAUCCUGCUGCGGGCGCUCGAUUAUCAGCAGAACGAGUUCCUCGACAUCCUCAUCGAGCUGGAACAGAAGGAGGUGAUCGCCCACCCGGCCGUGCAGCGCUACCUGACCGAGGUGUGGCGAGGCCACCUCGACUGGCCCAACUGGAAGACCAUCGGCCUCUUCUUCGCGUUCCUGGCCUGCCCGCCAGUCUGGGUGUUUUUCUCCCUGCCGAUUGGCCACAAGUACUGCAAGGUGCCCGUCAUCAAGUUCACCUCCCACCUGGCCUCCCACAUCUUCUUCAUUGUGCUGCUGAUCCUGACGGUGGUGACGCCGCUGUGGCCCAUCUGGCUGAGCACCAGCCUGGUGCCGCACGUGCCCGAGUGGAUGGUGUUCACCUGGCUGUCGGGCAUGCUGCUGUCGGAGCUGACCAAUCCGCGCGACCGAGCCGGACUGGGGAUGCUGAGGAUAGUCAGCUUAAUCACCGGCGGCCUGGCGCUAGGAGUGCAUCUGGUGGGAUUCGCCUUCAGCUCCGAACAUGAUCGACAAGAUGUGCUCUACAUACGGAACCAGCUGCUGGCCGUGGCCAUGUUAUUCGCCUGCGUCCAGCUGCUCGACUUCCUCACCUUCCAUCGGCUCUUCGGUCCGUGGACGGUCAUCAUUCGAGCGCUGAUGGUCGAUCUCGGCAGGUUCCUGGUGAUCAUGUCCAUUUUCGUGCUGGGUUUCACGCUGCAUGUGGCGGCCAUCUACCAGCCAGUGCGACCCAUGUUCACGAACGGCACCGACUCCGGACUGGGCUACCCACCGAACGAGGCUCCGGUGCAGACUCCGCUGCAGACGCUGGAGAUGAUGUUCUUCUCCAUCUUCGGCCUGGUGGACACCUACGACUACCUGCCGCCGCUCAACUCUCACCCGGCCUGGUCGCAGACGCUCAUCAAGUUCGUGUUCGGCUCGUACAUGAUCGUGGCCGUGGUGGUGCUCAUCAACCUGCUGAUUGCUAUGAUGUCCGAUACCUACCAGAGGAUUCAGUCGAAAUCGGAUACCGAGUGGAAGUUUGGCCUGGCGAAGCUGAUCCGGAAUACCAACAGGACGUCGUCGGCGCCGGCACCGCUGAACCUGUUCACCAAACUGUUCAUCUACAUACACGCCUUCAUCAAAUUCAAAGGUCGCCUGUGUGACCCGCGCGCCCUCGAGUAUAUGAAGACAGAGCGACUGCCCAAGGACGAGAAGAAACUGGACAUGACGACCAACGUGGGAGGCAACUGGAUGGGCAAGAUGCGCAAAAAGUCGGUCGGGCCCGGGCUCGCGCUACCAGUCACCGCCCGCACCGCCCGCCGCUCCACCGCCGACUUUGCCAUAGACAUGAAUCACUCCAACCUGAGCGUGCAGCCUUCCAGCGCGUCCAACAUCACGGGGCCGCGGCGACUGGAGAACGUUAUAGACUGGCCAAAGGUGGUGGAGAAAUACCUGGCCAACACUGGCCAGAACACCUCGCUACACAAGGGCGGUGGUCUGAUGGACAACGACAACGCAGCUGAGGCGGAAACGACCGACAACGGCCAAGUGUGAACAGCUGCGCUGGGGUCAGGGACACAGUCGUGACACCGGUCAGGUCAAGGUCACCCGUGAGCCGCCGCCGCAGUGAGGUCAUGGCGGUUACUGGGCGGCUUACUGACCGGUUAUUCUGGACCAAGCGUUGCGCUGAUCGUGCACUUACUGUGCCCUCCGUAGCAUGAGCGGCAUAAGGCAAGAGCCGUUCGCGGAGGACCGUGUUUGUGGCCACCGUCACAUGCAUAUCAAAGAGCUGUGUGAGUCGCCGCCGCGCCCGCCCGUCUGUCCCUUGAGCGUGCAUUGUGGCCGCCCCGGCGUCUGGCAUCACAGAGCUGUACGGCGUGGCGGGGGGGGGGGUUGGCUGGAGAUAGAUCGGGGACUGAACGACCGAGAUGUCGAGUUGUAGAGGUCUGGCGGUUCAGACCGAAAAGUAGGUUACCAGAGCCGCGGGUCGGCUGGUCAGCUGAUGGUGUAUAACUACAUAAUGAGGGAAUUUAGUUGGUCAGUUGGAGGGAGAUAUUGAGGAACUUGUGGCAGCAAUACUGAGGGUAGGAGGUUUUCGAUAAGUGAGACUCUGUUAGUGUACGUGUACUGAUACUGACGAAGAACCCCGCAUCAAUUUCUUAUUGUGAGCAACGUGAUGGCGUCAGUUUAUGUUUGUGGGUCUUCAGACACCACAUAACAAUAUUUAUUUGAUAUUUAUUGUGACCGAUUCUGCGACGACCGACCGAUUUCGCCCAUAUUUAACAUUAGGAAGAUUUAUCUAUUGGUACUUACGAGUAUACGUUACUGAACACUUGUUUUGUUUGAUGCCUUUAAAUAGUGUUCUUUUUUUGUGGACAUGCAUGCCGAGAAACGCGUUCGUCGCAUCUCUUUGCUCUGACUUGUCUGAAAGACAGAGCCAACAUACGAAUCACAUCGGACUUGGACGUCAAGCCUUGCAUUUUGUAAUGACGGUGGGGUAAAAGUGCGAUAUUUUUAGCUCAUCUAUUUACUAUAUAUGUAUUAAAAACUAUUAAAUGAGUGUGUGAUGAAAUGAUGUACAAGACAGUGUGAAGUUGUUGCACAUGAUUUUCUUGUGAUCAUUGGGCAAGCAGCACAAGUUAGCUUCACCUAGUUUGAUGUAUGGUUACCGGAUAGUUGAUGUUAUGGGUAGGCAGCAUUGAGGACAGAAUUGCAUUCAUCUGAGUGGUGCGUAGAAAAAAAAUGUGCCCAUACAAAAUAUGUUGCUUGCAGAUGAGAAGAUGACAGCAUGAUGAGACUUAUCGCGGAGAAACCAACAUCCAAUGCGUGCUGAUCACACAGCCUUGCGUCAGGUUACGGAAACAUGUUUAGCUCCGUAACUGACCUCGUAAACUGUCGAAAUUCCGUCUGACGACAUAUAUUACGCGUUUUUUGCGAGCGCCGCGGUGUCUAUGUUGUCUGGUGCGACGGACACCACUAGAGUCUUGGGCGCCCAAAACAGCGAUUUUGCUGGGCGAUUGGAAUAUUGUAGAUCACACAUUGAAUGAUGAAAAUAUAUUGAACCACCAAACGUC
Messenger RNA from Amphibalanus amphitrite, 7549 nucleotides. RefSeq lists its product as uncharacterized. The record is from RefSeq and is a predicted model, not a curated record. NCBI's taxonomy places the organism in Eukaryota, Metazoa, Arthropoda, Thecostraca, Balanomorpha, Balanidae. The transcript has 35 exons. The coding region runs from base 123 to 6029 and encodes 1968 amino acids. Gene Ontology annotation, biological process: calcium ion transmembrane transport; GPI anchor biosynthetic process. Gene Ontology annotation, cellular component: glycosylphosphatidylinositol-N-acetylglucosaminyltransferase (GPI-GnT) complex; membrane. Gene Ontology annotation, molecular function: calcium channel activity; protein binding.